Messenger RNA from Cornus florida, 2535 nucleotides. RefSeq names its product WD repeat-containing protein 26 homolog. The record is from RefSeq and is a predicted model, not a curated record. The transcript is spliced from 6 exons. NCBI's taxonomy places the organism in Eukaryota, Viridiplantae, Streptophyta, Magnoliopsida, Cornales, Cornaceae. Gene Ontology annotation, molecular function: protein binding. Bases 576 to 2324 code for a protein of 582 amino acids.
UUCAUACUUUCCUUUGCGUCCACUACUAUCUUAGGCCCCAAAAGAAAAAUUUAUACCUUAAAUUAAGAUGCUGGCGAUCUGAUAUUGGGGAUAUACAUAUCUAUCUCCAGCGCCACCCACCGCCAACACAACGACCUUUUCGCCGCCGUGAAACCCUAGUUCACAGCCACCGCCACAACUCACCACCGGAACAUUCAUCAUUUGCCGCCAUCGUCGCCCCCAAAAACCACCAUCCCACCACCCGCGAGCACCACCUCCCCCACCGUAAACCCUUCAUCGCCGCCACCCUUGUUUGCCUCAUACAUCCCGGUGGUCGUUCUUGAGAACCUUAUCUGCGACUACUGGGCCAUCUUUGUCUGCAUCUGAGUCACCAAUACUCGGUGUACGUUUCGUUAUAUCUGAGCACGAAGCUAUCGGUGAUCAAGCCUAAGUCACUGUAGAUUUAUUUCACUGUCUUAGCCGAUUUGCAACAAAAUCGCUACAUAGGAAGUUAUUUGUAACUCAUCAUAGAGAUUUGAAAAAACAAUCGUCCUGUGUUUUUCUUGUAAUUAUAUAUGGGCUGAGGUGUACAUUUCAUGGGAGGUGUAGAGGAUGAUGAACCACCCCCGUCAAAACGUGUGAAAGUAUCCUCUGGAGAAUUGAGAGGUCUUUCAGACAGUACAUCUCUUAGGGAGCCUGCAACUCGCUCGUUGAGUGACUUAAUGGCUAGGCUCCUACCGUCCCAAGGAGAUGAAGAGAUGGUUGGCUCGAAAGGAGUUAUUAAAAAGGUGGAAUUUGUUCGAAUUAUAGCUGAGGCAUUAUAUUCUCUUGGCUAUAAGAAAACUGGAGCACAUCUGGAGGAAGAGUCGGGAAUAACCUUGCACUCCUCUGUAGUAAAUUUGUUUAUGCAGCAGAUUCUUGAUGGUAAUUGGGAUGAAAGUGUAGCUUCAUUGCAUAAGAUUGGUCUAACGGAUGAAACUAUCAUUAAGUCGGCAACUUUUGUUAUAUUGGAGCAAAAGUUUUUUGAACUUCUGGAUGGGGAAAAAGUCACGGAUGCUUUGAAGACAUUGAGGACUGAGAUUGCACCUCUUUGUAUAAAUAAUAAUAGAGUCCGUGAGCUUUCCUCCUGCAUUGUAUCUCCUGCACAACGUGGACUUGUAGGGUUUCCCAGUGUAGAUAAUGGGGGGUCAAAAUCUCGGCCAAAACUGCUGGAGGAAUUGCAGAAAUUGCUUCCGCCAACAAUUAUGAUACCAGAAAAAAGGUUGGAGCAUCUUGUUGAACAGGCUCUUAACUUGCAACUAGAUGCUUGCAUGUUUCACAACUCUUUGGAUAGGGAAAUGUCAUUGUACACUGAUCAUCGGUGUGGGAGAGACCAGAUUCCUUCUCAAACUUUACAGUUAUUGCAAGAACAUUCUGAUGAAGUCUGGUUUUUGCGCUUUUCGCAUAAUGGGAAGUACUUAGCCUCAUCAUCCCGCGAUCAAUCAGCAAUCAUAUGGGAGGUUAAUGUGAAUGGUAAGGUGUCCUUGAAGCAUAGAUUAUCUGGUCACCAGAAACCCAUCUCCUAUGUUUCAUGGAGUCCUGAUGACCAUCAGCUUCUCACCUGUGGGGUAGAGGAGUCUGUCCGACGCUGGGACGUUUUGUCCGGUGAAUGCCUCCAUGUUUAUGAGAAAGUUGGUCUUGGUUUGUUAUCUUGUGCAUGGUCUGUUGAUGGGAAAUGGGUAAUCUCUGGUGUUACUGAUAAAAGCAUCUGCUUGUGGGAAUUGGAUGGGAAAGAGCUGGAGUGUUGGAAAGGGCAACGAACUGCCAGGAUUUCGGACUUGGAAGUAACAAGUGAUGGGAAACGGAUCAUUACUGUUUGUAGAGAAGCUGCAAUACUGUUACUUGACAGGGAAGCAAAUAGUGAGAAGUUCAUUGAGGAGGAUCAAGCAAUAACAUCAUUCUCUUUAUCCAGGGACAAUAAAUUCUUGCUGGUUAGUCUUCUGAAUCAAGAAAUCCAUCUUUGGAACAUAGAGCACGAUGUAAAGCUUGUUGCUAAGUAUAAAGGUCACAAACGUUCUCGGUUCAUUGUUAGAUCCUGUUUUGGCGGACUUGAUCAAGCAUUUAUUGCUAGCGGUAGUGAGGACUCUCAGGUCUGUAUAUGGCAAAGAAGCUCAGGAGAGCUCAUAGAGGCUCUACGGGGUCAUUCUGGAGCUGUUAACUGUGUUAGCUGGAAUCCGGCAAACCCACACAUGUUGGCAUCAGCCAGUGAUGACCGUACAAUCCGCAUAUGGGGCUUAGGUUGUUUUAAGAUGACGGCCAAGGGGACACACAGCAAUGGUGUCCACUAUUGCAAUGGAGGAACUUGAAUUAGGUCGAGGAAACAAGCAUGAAAUCUUCAGUCAUUGAUAUUUCUUUCCUUGACCAUUGCUUUUGUGUAAAUACUUAUAUACUUUCGUCUUAAGCAGACAUUCGUACAAACAAGCAUGUGAACUGUGCAUCUCAUCUGAAAAUAAAUUAUAUGUUGGUUCAUUUCUAGUAUCUGAUUUAUUAAUGGAUUUGGUUUGUAUUUUCUAAUAA